AUGUCUGGCAUCGCUUUUGAACAACCUGCUGGUGGGUUCGUCUUUGAUAAUUGUCGCCGAAAUGAUAUUUUAUUGAAAAAUAAUGUUCUACCUGGUAAAAUUCAUAAAACUGGUACAACAAUUGCUGCUAUUACAUAUAAGGAUGGUGUUGUCAUUGCUGCUGAUAGUCGAUGUACAGCAGGAAAUAUAAUAUUUGAUGAUAAUGUAUUAAAAAUACAUCGUUUAUCGGAUAAUAUCUAUGCACUUGGUGCCGGAACAUCAGCUGAUUGUGAUUUUCAAACACGUUUACUUGAAUCUCAACUUGAAUUACUGAAAUUGAAUCAAGAUCGACAAGUUCGUGUUGCAACAGCUGUUAGAAAAAUACAACAACAUCUCUUCAGAUAUCGAGGCUAUAUCGGUGCUUAUUUGAUUAUUGUUGGUGUCGAUGUAACUGGCUCUCAUAUAGCAACAGUUCAUCCUCAUGGAAGUAUCGCGUUUUUACCGUUUGUGGCUUCAGGUUCUGGUGGAUAUACAUCAUUAUCUGUUAUUGAAGAUCGUUAUAAAGAAAAUAUGACAGAAGAUGAAGCAAAACAAUUAGUACGUGAUGCGCUCUAUGCAUCGACAACAACAGAUUUAUAUUCAGGAAGUAAAAUUAAUAUGUUUGUAUUAACAAAAGAAAAAUUGGAUAAAUUUUUACCAUACGAAAUUGUAGCUGCUCGUACUGAAAAACAGGCUGAUUAUACAUUAGCCAAAGGAACAACUGAAGUUAUAUCAACAAAUGUAAAAAAGAUCGAAUUUGACAUAGUUAAUGAAAAAGUCAAAGCAACAGGAGCUCAUGAAGCUAUGGAACUUGCUUAA
Messenger RNA from Rotaria socialis, 837 nucleotides. The record is from the annotation of a GenBank genome assembly. Lineage: Eukaryota; Metazoa; Rotifera; Eurotatoria; Philodinida; Philodinidae.